AUGCAACAACGUUUUGCUAAGGAUCUAAUUCCUCCAAUCAAUUUUCCAGACGCACUUCGACCAUACGCCCGCUUUGAAUAUGCACAUAUUGUCGAAGCUGCCAACUCAUCGCUGGCGAUGCCGGCCGACAUCCAACCAAAGCCGUUACACAGCAGGGCCAACGACAGCUUGCAGAUUCAGCCUUGCUCAGCCUGCUGCAUUGCCACACCGGUCAGUCGAUCUCUGAGCAACUGGCUUCUUAUUUUCCCUCAUCGCUCUUCCGUGUCCAUGUCCUCAAACCUUCGAUCUUCUUUUCCAGCAAGCCUGCGAUCAUGGGACAUCCCGUCAUCGACUCAACUGCGUCCUCUGAUAGGAAUCGACCUUCUCCCUCACCACGGCGACUCGUCACAACCAACAUGCGCUUGCACGGCAGUCUCAGUCAUCGUAAUAAACCAUGUUGCUUUCUGUGAGGAAUGCGGGCUGCCUGUAACAGAUACACAACUGGCUAUUGAACAAUUGGAUGCCCAAAUUAGGUCAUCCGCCGAUGACUACUAUGAACUAUUCAAAUAUAGUUUCGCCAACUAUCUAUCCCGGCUGCCGUAUAAUUUGCCCCCAUACAAAUAUAUCCCUAUACAACGUGAAGAGGAGAUCAGAUUGGCAGUCCUUCACCCUGGUUGCUGGAAAGACCCUAUUCACUGUACCAUUACAAGAGCGGAAGUGGAUAAUCUACCGGCAUUCGAGGCUAUUUCAUAUACUUGGGCAGACGAAAACGGCGAUGCCAGCCUCAGUUCCGUUGUAACAUGCGGCAGAUCUCGGAAGAUCAUACCUGUCACUCCAAACUGUAUUGCUGCUCUUCGUCGAAUUCGCCUUCUCCGGAGCAAUCGCUUAAUAUGGAUCGAUUCCAUAUGCAUCGACCAAAACAGCCUUGGAGAAAGAAGCCAUCAGGUACGAUGGAUGUCCAAGAUCUAUUCUGCAGCUUGGCGCGUCUUGGUUUAUCUGGGUGAAGCUCCAUAUCCAACUUGGAAACUAUUCAAUCACCUUAACGACAUUCAAUCAGCUCUUGAUCAUUCUCGUAGGGAUAAAGAAGGGUAUUUCAAAUUUGCAUCUUUCGAUUCUCAAGACGAUGACAAGCAGGAAGAAUACACUUUGAGCACACGCGAUCUUCUCUCACGACCGUGGUUCAGUCGCACAUGGGUUUUACAAGAGAUUUGCAUGGCUCAAAAAGCUAAAGUACUUUGUGGGAACAGACUAGCUCGCUGGGAAUCUUUGUCCAUCUUCAAUUUGAACUGUGCCAAUCUGGGCUGUACAAGGUUGGACGGCACGAUACCUGCAGCUUUACUCAUCGGGAAAGAAUCACUGAACUACAAUCUCGGAUUUGCAAAAUACCGCACACUUUUGGGCCUUCUAAGAGACUGCAGGCCAUGCUUAUCAACGGAUCCACACGACAAGGUUUAUGCGCUCCUGGGUCUUGUCGAGGACGAUUCCGCGGCCGACAUACAUCCAGACUAUUCAAGGCCAAUUUCGGAAGUUUUCACCGAAGUUGCUGUGAAACUGAUCAAGUACUACAAUGAUCUGCGUAUACUUACUGACGCCCAGGGCCCAACCCAGAUAUCAGGGUUACCUUCUUGGGCGCCUGAUUGGAGCUCCAAAGCAGUGGACCCUAUUUCAGGCCGGAGACCUCUAGGAUUGCCUGACAGUGAUUCGCCUCCAAUAGCUGAAGUUUUGCGGACACGCUCACUUUCCGGGAGUCAGGCAUUUCUUUCAAUUCGCGGAACAAAGCUCGGCAGAAUUUUCACUAUCGGCUACAUCUAUGAUGGCAAGAGGCCUGUAGCUGAUCCGUACAAAUUAAGAUCAAGUUACGUACUAUCAUCUUCUUAUCCAAAUCAACUCCCUCGAAUUGAAUUCUGGAGCCACUGGGACGAACUCAACCAUUCGAACCCGCCCCUCCUAGAUUGCGAUAUUCCGCAGGCUUUCGCUUGUACGAUCCAAUCAUCCAAAAUGCCAAUUGAGGAGAGCUUCGGGUUCCCUUCAGAUGCGAAUAACAACUAUUCAAAACCAUGCGAGAAGGAAAUAGACGACUUCAAAACAGCAAUAAGUUCUAAAACAAAAUCGCACCGAUUGUUUGCGACCGAAGAAACAAUGGGCGUUGGUCCAGCCGAUACUGAAGUUGGAGAUGUCGUCUACUCUUUGAGAGGUGCUGAUGUGCCGUUUGUGCUCAGACCGUAUGAGGAUGGCUUUAAGCUCGUCGGCGACUGCUACGUUCAUCCUAGGAAACUAUAUUGCCGCUGCAUGGGAUGGGAAACAAAGAUACCUGGGUUUGAGGAGCAAAUUUUGUUAUACUGAGGUUUCGAAACAGUUUUCUCUUGUUAGACCUCUUUUCUUCAAUCCAAAUCUCUCGUAGACAUUCCAACACAGACUCACUUACGUCCCCCCAACCACCAACAUCUCUCUGCACAUCCAUUCCCACGCAAACCCCCUCACAACUUCGCAUUAACAACACUCCCACCAUCCAGCGUAAUCGUCGCGCCAUUAACAUAACUCCCCGCCCUACUCGCCAAAAACAAACACGCACCAGCUACAUCCCCAGGCUG
Molecule: messenger RNA, 2570 nt
Organism: Aplosporella prunicola CBS 121167
Lineage: Eukaryota; Fungi; Ascomycota; Dothideomycetes; Botryosphaeriales; Aplosporellaceae
Exons: 2
Coding region: 1-2322 (773 amino acids)
Source: RefSeq, a predicted model, not a curated record